AGUAACAAAGUGAAAUCUGCGGCCAAUGGCUUUCUCAUCGCGCGUGGCAAGGACGAAGAAGAAGCCAUCCGUGUGCUGGAGGAGAUCCAAGGCGAAGUUGACAAGAAUGCCGACGAAGCAGUUGCUGAGCAGGUCAAGAACGUGGAGGUAACGCCCGCAAAUAAGACGGGCAUACGGGCGAACAGCAGAUUUGAGAAUCUGGGCAGUACGACGAAGGGUUCAAGACGAGUUGGUUGGCACGCCGCAACAGAUUGCUGAUUGGGUCUUGUUACUCAAGGGCUCGGGGCAUGAGUAUCCUUCUGACUGCCUUCUUGGACUACGUUGAGGAGAUUGAACGG
This is a messenger RNA of Cladophialophora yegresii CBS 114405, 338 nucleotides long. RefSeq lists its product as uncharacterized. The transcript has a single exon. The record is from RefSeq and is a predicted model, not a curated record. The annotation marks the transcript as partial. Lineage: Eukaryota; Fungi; Ascomycota; Eurotiomycetes; Chaetothyriales; Herpotrichiellaceae.